UUGCCAUUGAAGAGGCGGAAAUCUGAUCUCAGUUCAACACUUUUUACAUACUCACCCUGUGGGCUUGUGGAUCAAAACAAGUUAGACAGUUUUUUUAACUGCCCCCACCUGAAGGAAGAAAGGCGAUUGUUUAACCUAAAGAAUACAACAUGUAACUAGAGAGGAGUAGCAUUCCAUGUAAAGACGGCACCAUCUUGGUUAAGUAAUGCAUCGUGGGGACUCUCUGGCGUGGCCGGGAGAGGCCCAGCGUCGUGAGGAGAGAAGAGCUGAGGCCCGUCUGGCCAAAGGCAUUCAGAGACUGGACGAGACAAAGCUCUACCACAUCAACACACUCACCAGAGAACAGCGGAGACUGCACAGAGACCUGCUCAAUAUGAGAGCAGGUAACAUUUGGAGAAAGGGAUUCACUGGCCUGGGGUCACAACCUUUUAACCAUGACCCUGCUCAUCCUAUGUGCUACAACAGGACUCAGCUACCCACAAUUCCACUCUCUGGCAAAGAUACAAAGAGACACAGGCCAUUGAAGCCCCAGUCUGGUUACUCUCUGCAGGCACGAGUUCAAGAGUUCAUCACCAAUGGAGACGGCAGAGUAGACAGCUCUGCAGCGCCGCUCUGUUUGCCAGACCUAAAACUGCAGCCUGGAGCAGCAAUCCCCAGCAACUCCACCACACAGGGAGACGACAAAGAUGAGGGCAAAACAGAGAGGGAAAAAGGACAGAGGGAGAAAGAAAGACAUAGAGAAACAAAGAAAGAGAAAGAGAGAGAGAAAGAUAAAGACAAAGAGGUAGAGAUGGAGAAAGAGAUAGACACACAAACAUUACCCCCUGCUGAUGCCCCUCUGGUUCCCUUUGAGCUUCUGGCCCCGGAUGGACGUCUGAGGACGGUUCACACGCUGCCCAACUUCGGCCAGGCGCUGGCAGAGGCCCGAAAAGCUCGGUAUAUCCGUCACCGAGGCAAGCCGCCAAGCGAGAGAGAGCUGACCAUCAGAGAAAUCUUCUCCAGGAGUCCCAAACCAUCACACCCUCUCUUCUGAUCAGGAAGAGACAGCUCUUAAUACAGCUUUGCAGACUCAGUGACCCCCCCCACACACACACAGAUACACACAUGCAGUCACAUGAUGUAAAUACAACUGUGCACACAUCUUUUGACUCUAACUAACUCCCUCUCUCUCACCACACCCGUCUCACACACUCAAUAUAUGCAUGGAAAAAAAAAUCAGAAAUGCUCCAUCAGCAUAUCAUUCUUCUUUCAUUUUUUUCUAAUGCCUAUGUGGACCUAUUCUUUGUCAAGUUGCCUACCCUUGCCAGAAUGAAUCACCUCUGAAUUACGCAAUCCAAGAUUAAAAUCUUGUGCUUAAAUUAUAGUUUGCUUGUACUUAAAAUGUAUCGAACAUAAAUUAUUCUCACUUUGAUGCCUUUACAGAAUAGCCUAUAGAUUGAGCUAGUGCAGACUGAGCAUUACAUGAACGCCCUCUGGCGAUUCUGAAGUGCCACUAUGAAAACAAAUAAAAACUGUUUA
Alosa alosa (allis shad) is the source of this 1518-nucleotide messenger RNA. RefSeq names its product coiled-coil domain-containing protein 190. The transcript has 4 exons. Lineage: Eukaryota; Metazoa; Chordata; Actinopteri; Clupeiformes; Clupeidae. Bases 206 to 1033 code for a protein of 275 amino acids. The record is from RefSeq and is a predicted model, not a curated record.